This is a messenger RNA of Venturia canescens, 1927 nucleotides long. Its product is annotated as methyltransferase-like protein 25. The record is from RefSeq and is a predicted model, not a curated record. Bases 1 to 1293 code for a protein of 430 amino acids. Lineage: Eukaryota; Metazoa; Arthropoda; Insecta; Hymenoptera; Ichneumonidae. The transcript is spliced from 4 exons.
AUGAUGGAGUGGAAAAUCCAUUUUGAAAAAGCCAUUUCUUUUAUAAAGGAAUAUCAGAGUCUUGUGGAUUGUCAUCUCGUUGAUUUCAUUACAGAAAACUUAUGGCAUCGAUGUUUAUCAAACUCUUUAAGAUUCGAGCUAGAAUGUCAUGAAACCAGUGAACAAGGCAGAGAGUACAAUUUGAAAGACUUGCGAGAAACGAGUUUGGAGUUGGACAGCUUUUUUAAUGAAGCUGAAAAAUUAUCUUUGAAACACAAUCCAAUUAUCACAAGCUUGAAUGAUUUCUGCUCCAUCCCUUCAGAAGCAGAAUGUAUCAAUGAAAAUUGUAAAAAAGAAAAAAUGAAUUUCAUGAGUGAUAAAAAAAAGCAUGAAACAGAAGCUCUGGCGAUACUUGUGGCACAUUUGGCAGAAAAAAAUUCAAUAAGUUUGGUUAUUGAUGCUGGUGCUGGAAAAGGAUAUUUAUCAACGAAUAUUUCACAAAAGUAUGGGAUUCCCGUAUUGGGUAUUGACUCGUCGGAGAACAAUAUCAGAGGAGCUAUCCAUCGCCAAGGAAUGAUUUUGAAAAAAAACCGAAAAAAAAAUUUAGAUAACAACGCUUUGGUUCAUUACUCCGUGCAAUAUAUCGAUGAAGGAACAGAUUACAAUGAACUUAUUCGACUGCAGUUUGCCGAAAGAAAUAUAAGUAAUAAUUACAUUCUUUCUGGAUUGCAUACGUGUGGCCAACUCGCACAUACAAUGAUAAAACAAUUUCUACGCAAUCCUUGUCUCAAGUGCAUUUGCGUAGUGCCAUGUUGUUAUCAUUUGACGGAAGAGUCUUUGACCAGCGGUUGUAAUUUAUCAAAAAAUGCUCGGAUGAUAGCUCAACAGUCGGUGGAAAGAAGCGAAUCAAAAAAUUCUGACGAUGCUCAUCCUCCGUCCUUAUUUUAUCGAACUUUGCUGCAAGUACUUCUUCAGUCACUCGGUAUUCCCAAUGCGAAAAUUGGUCGAGGAGCUCCAACGAAGGAUUUUCCAACUUAUGCUCAAUGGGCUCUGGAGAAAGUGGGAGUAGAAUCAGAAAAGAUCCCAUCGAUUGAAGCUUUGAUCAAACUGUAUCAGACUUAUUCAAGUCUGCACUGGAAAUUCAAUAUAUUUCAUUCCAUGAGGAUUCACCUUGGCUCGGUCGUUGAAGCUGCCAUAGUGUUAGAUCGCGUUGUAUUUAUACAGGCCAGUAAUAUUUGUUCUGAAGUCGCAUUGAUACGACUGUUCGAUCCGUUAAUAUCUCCCCGUUGUUACGCUAUCGUGGCACUGAAAUGAUAUGAAAAAAAGUGCCUGAAUUUCAAUUACUUCGAUUUUGAUUUCCGGUUUUUUACCUGAAUUUAUUGACCGUGCUAAAUUUGUUCUUUUGAUAAUAUUAAACUUCGUACACACAUUUACGAAAAAUAAGAUUCGAUAGAAACGAUAUUUGAUUCCGAUGGAAACAGAUUUGACGCUAAGCUGAUAAAGACCUUGUGAAAGAGUGCUACUGUCAAGCCUUUACGUUGUGGGUCAGUGGCGAAGUCGUGCGCUACGAUUCCCACUCUGUCAAUUGUUGAAGAAAAGCCCCGACAAAGUGAUUGUUUCAUUCAAGUGCUCCUUGUAAAUUGUACAUUUUUUUUACAGUCCGUAACUCUCGAGUUUGAAGUUCGUCGAUCCCUUUUUCUAGAUGAAGAUUCAAAUGAUAUACCAGAGGAUUUAUAUUGUAAUAUUAAAAUAUCGAUUUAUCAGGGAAAAAAUGUCAACGAAAGCUCAAACCCCGGGCAUGUUUUCCGUACAUGAUUUCAGGGACUUGCAGAUACUUAGAGUUGUAGAAGUUCUAUUUGUUCGUAUUAUAAGUAUAAAAUAUUUAUAAUUGAAAUAAUUUUAUAAUUAUAUACAAAAAUUAAAUAAAUAUUCCGAAUUUAAAAACUCA